Molecule: messenger RNA, 4722 nt
Organism: Aplysia californica (California sea hare)
Lineage: Eukaryota; Metazoa; Mollusca; Gastropoda; Aplysiida; Aplysiidae
Product: GTPase-activating protein skywalker
Exons: 13
Coding region: 331-3024 (897 amino acids)
Source: RefSeq, a predicted model, not a curated record
UUUUUAUUUCUCUCCCCAGCCACUGAAUCACUGAACUUCGUGCAGUGAAUCACAUCGAGAUAUUUUUCUCAGGAACAAACGGGUGUACUUUGUAAAUCAUCAACAGACAUCAAAGACCAAGCCUUGAUACACUUUCGUAAGGUCAUUUUUAGUCAAGAAUCAGAAACGGGUUAAGGAUGACGUGGAGCCAUUGCAGGAAUUGAAGCGAUGCCCUUUGGUGGCACCCCCACUAGUGGAUGGUGUCAAUCUGUAAUUGAAUGAUGCACGGUCCCAUUGAAUGGUCUUCAGAAGUGGUGCCAUCAACCAGUCCAUGCUUAGAAUAAAUAGACAAUGGCUGUUGAUCAAAAUCUGGCCAUGGGUCCCUUACAAAGGAAUAGUGAAAUUCUUGAUGAGUUGAUUCAGAGUAGAGAGGAUGAUGAGGUUGCUCUUUGCUCGGAGCUGAUUAACGUCGGCAGUGCAAGUACGAUGAAUUCAUCUCAGUAUCAAGAGUUUGUGAACCCUUUGGCAGAACAACAUGAUUCCAAGGAGGUGACUUUGAACCAGCUCCGGACAAACGCUGGUGGCCAGCCCCAUGCGUUCGGCUCCGGUCAGGAAGUCGGUGACGCAUUGUCUCCGUACGUUGAGGUCGAGACUGACGAUUUGGAACCGCGACCAAGCUCCUCCGUGUCAGGAGACGAGUUACAGACCAGUCCUUCCUUCGUAUUUGUCGCAAAGCGGGCCACGCGGUUCGGGCUUGGGACAAGCAGUUCGGAUGCUUUUUUUGAUAGAAGCGACUUGGAUAAUGAGGAAAGUGAACAUUUUGUGUUUGACGAUGGAAUGUCCGACGAUCCACACGAGGAGCAAUCUCAGAUAACGUUUACCGCUCCCUUGAUCACCGACGACAGGGAGCUCAAGGGUUUUCAUGACAAUGCAGUGCUCUCCGAUUCUACUGCAGACGAGGGCCACAAUAAAAUGCAAUUUUUAUCAGAGCCAGAUGACAAUGAUGUGACUCUUAAAGAAGACAGUUCCGAAUCUUUAGAGCUAAACGGUGCCAUUGAAACUAAGCGGGCCAAAUCACCACUUUUAACCAGUCUGAUGAGACCGGGAAAGAACCAUUCGAAUAAGAUUCACACAUCGAAGUUUCCAGGGAAGGACAGUGAGAAGCAUCCCAUUCUGGACCCAUCCCUGUCCAAGUCGGAGGAGUCAUCCGAUGAAGACUCUGCACUGAUCAACGACUCGGAGGACACAGAGCACAUCUUUUCUCCCAGCAAUCUCUCGGAAGACACAGAAAACCAAGCCGUCUGCAGCAAAUAUUCUCAGCUGUCAGAGGAUGGUUCAUUCCCCUCGUCUCCGGUGAAAUCUCCGACGUCUGACAGUGAGACAGACACGGGGAAAGAUGCUGGGGACACGGCCAAGAUUGUCUUUGACCACCCGCUAGAUCUGGGCGUGGCUUUCUCGGAGUACGUCGACAUUGACAGUUUUCAGGCGUCUCUUGGGAAAAGGACCCCUCGGACAGAGGAAGGCUAUGGAGGCAAGUCAGAGGAACAUCUGCUUGUCCUGCUCAAGUCGAAUUCUCUGAAGAAUUUGAAGCGAUAUUUGCGCAAAUCGUACUCAUCCCCGGAGAGCAACGCCAGACGCAAGCUGUGGGAGAACUUGUGCGUGCAUCUCCUGAAGGCGGGAGGCAGUUUGUACAACAGUGUGUCGGCCGAGCUGUACCAAGGACUACCGGAGGAGGACUACCCGCUGCCCAGCUUCGUGGACCAGCAGCAUCUGCUGCACUACCACCUGACAGCCGCCGGUCGCAAGACGCUCAAGACAAUCCUGGACGUGAUCAGCUCGCUCAGUCCCGACAUCGUGUUCUGCCCGCUGCUCUACCCGAUGGCCUCUCUCUUCCUCCACUACUGCGACGCCGAGAGCUGCUGCAACUGCAUGCAGGCCUUGCUGCGCAGCACCGCGCCCACCUACCUGACCCAGACCAGAACCGCGGCCGACGCCACAAAGUUUGUUUUACGCGAUUUGGCCAAAAAAUACACAAAAAAGGCUUACGACUUAGUGAGCAGGAGCUCCAACAAUGUGGAGAGCGUGUAUGAGAACUGGGAGGCCUGGAUAUUUCGGGACUUACCCUUCCAGUAUUUGGUGUGUGUGGUGGACAGCUACCUCCUAGAGGGCUACAAGGUCCUCUACCGCAUCGCUCUGGCCAUUGUCCAGCUCUACACCAAAGACGUGGCCCGGAAAGGAGGUCAGCAGUCGCCCGUGACCAACGUUUCGGCGGCCAUCUCCAGGUUCUGUAGGAAUCUUCCGGAUGACUCUAGAAAACUGCUCAAAGAAGCGUUUGGCAUCAAGCGACUGACGCGCCGGGAAAUCGGCAAGCUCCAGAACAACUACGAGCGGUUCCUCAAGGUCCAAUCAGAGUCGGAGGAGGGACUGCCCCGCGUCACAUCGCGGCUCAGCAUGGGCCAGGCCGACACGAGCAAGUGCACCUUUAGCGGGCCCGUCGUUUUGGACCGGGCGGACAAUUCCAUUCUCACAAAUGAAAUGCUGCACAAAAUCUGGGGCUGGGUGCCGCGGCGUCUGACCUUGAAGCGUCUGACCCAGCUGUACACAUCGGAGGAGCACGGCUUCUCGCUGACCACCAUGUACGCCCGCACCGAGAUGUACGAGCCUGUCCUCAUGGUCAUCAAGGCCGCCACUGACGAGAUCUUCGGAGCGUACUGCACCACGGCCUGGUACACUCGCCACCAGGUCAACAAACCCAGCAUGUCUUUCUUCGGGAAGGGAGAGGCGUUCGUGUUCAGCCUUCACCCGCGGUUCAAGAAGUACCAGUGGGUGGCGCUGACCGGCGGGAACCAGAACGCGCCGGAUCUGUUUCAGGCCGGGGAUGAGAACAUGCUCAUCAUUGGCAGUGGUAACGGAGAGGCCAUUUGUCUGGACCGAGAGCUGAAUCGGUGCCGGUCCGUGCGCUGCGACACUUUUGACAACGAUCCGUUAUGUGAGGGAGGAGAGUUCAGCUGCAAAGUGUUGGAGGUUUACGGGUUCGUGGACUGAGAACAGAUGCUCAUCAACCUGUCGCCAUUCCAACUCGCGGAUCUCUCCAAAGACUGGGUCAAGCAGUUUUUUUUGCCGGGGGGGGGGGUUUGGUCUUACGUGCCAGCGUAGUAUUACUUACCGUUUCCUCGUUGUGUCUUUCAUGUUGUGAGUGCUGUAGAAGAGUAGUCGAGGUAGUCCUCGCGUCUGAUAUGAGCGUAGAUUUUUAGCGUUGCAUCGAGUCGUCAAUUCAUCCAUUGUCUCUUGUCGCUGUUCGAGGUGUGUGCACAUGUGAAGUAGCUUUGUGUCGUCGUGGAAGGUUUCAGUAUGCGAUCACAUGGCGUUGUCAUUCGGCUUUGAAAUAUUCUUUUUGAGAACUUGCACUGUCUGCUCCCCAUUUAUUACCGUCGGUUAUUUCCACAUUUCACUUUUCUGGACGCGGCCUUGAAGUGCCAGCCUGUGUGUGCCCUAUAUAAUACGACGAAAUGAUUUCUAUUUUUAGAUAAAUUAUUCUGGGUUUCAGCUGUGGUAACUGGCACUCCUGACCCGUAACUCGCCAUCAAAUAUUAGCGUGUUGUCGUCAUGUCAUCCUUUCAUUCAGGUGUGUGUCAACUCAACUCUCCAUCCCUCAUUCUGUAUUGGCAACGAAAGGAGGACUCCGACAAUCAGUUUGAAACAGAUAGUCCUUUUUUUUUUCUUUUUUAAAUUUUUGUUAAUCUGAAAGGAAAAUAUGUUGCAACAUGUGGCUGUGUCUGUCAGCAGUAGCCUGUGGGAAGGUUGAGAGCUGGUGCAAGUUUUUUCUUUGAAAGUUACAACAGCUUUUUCACCACAGUUUCAUAAGAUGAAGAAAUUUUAUUGCUUCAGUUACAAAAGGGGCUUUUGCUCUGGUCACUAAGGGUGCAGAAAGAUGUGUGUUCAACACAUCCAUCAGCCUGAUAGCCGUAAUUUUUCGUAUUUAUUCUCUUCUGUGGAUGCUCUCGCACUGGUCUCACCUUUCUUGGUAUACUAUGGAGAUUACGCUGUGUUUGUGGAUGAGAAUGACUGAGUAUUGAACGAUGUCUGGGUGUGACGAUUUCAGCUAUGACAAGUGGUGAUGUCCAAAUGGUAGAUUUAUUCCAACGUGAAAUGGCUGUUCCAUGCAACUCCGUGUUUGUGUGUACUGGUACUAGUUGGCAGUUCGUCUGUUUGAGAUGUUGUAGAUAUAAGUAUUACGUGGGUCUGGACUGCUACAAGUUUUGCUCAAUGUGCCUUUCUGUUCUUUCAUUUUGCCAGGUUGAUCCUUUCUUUGUUGUGGGGAAUGUUCAUCAGAGAUUUGGUGUCUUGUUCAAAUUUGCUGAAGAUGUUGACGAGAGGGGGGGCUGUCUUUUUUUUUGGUAACGUAAUGACACACAAUGAUAACGAUGAUCAUAAUGAAUUGUGUUUAUGUCGUGGUUUCACUAGAAGAGUUUUUUGUGUGGCUUGUACAACAAAUUUGACUUUGACAAUUUUUGAGUUUAACAACAUGUUUAGCUUUUGGGAAUGCAGUUCUUUCAAUGUCUUGAUAGCGACUCUGAAUCAUCAUCAUCAUUGCCUUUCUCACCCUGCACCAGCAACUCUGAAUAAUCUGAUGAUUUUGAUAGAGUAGAUAGAACAUUUGAUUUCUGACGUCAUGGUCUUAGCAACUCAAAACGGCCAAAAAUGUCAGAUAGAACUUCGUAAUUCUAAGGUAGCGACUUUUUG